Salvelinus sp. IW2-2015 is the source of this 539-nucleotide messenger RNA. Lineage: Eukaryota; Metazoa; Chordata; Actinopteri; Salmoniformes; Salmonidae. The record is from RefSeq and is a predicted model, not a curated record.
AUAGUAGACAAGACUGCAAUAUGUCUGUAUCUGUGCAGGAUGGUAGCAGUGAAUGUGUAAUAUGUCUGUUAUCUGUGCAGGAUGGUAGCAGGAGAUGUAUAAUAUGUCUGUUAUCUGUGCAGGAUGCGCCCAGAGGUAGCAGCGGUGGAGAAAACGGAGGUUACAACCAGCUGUUGUGACAUCUGGGCCGUGGCAUCACCUCCAUAGAACUGGCCGAGCUGCAGCCUCCUAUGUUUGACCUGCACCCAAUGAGGGCCUUGUUUCUCAUGUCAAAGAGCAGCUUUCAGCCUCCCAAGCUAAAAGACAAAACAAAAUGGACCACAGCCUUCCAUAACUUUGUUAAAGUCUCGCUGACCAAGAACCCGAAGAAGAGACCGACAGCUGAGAAGCUGUUAACGCAUUUGUUUGUAGGUCAGACAGGGCUGACCAGGAAAGUAGCUGUGGAGCUGUUGGACAAGAUGAACAACCCAGAUAACCACCAACACUUCUCUGAAGUGGACGACGAUGACCUGGAGCUGUUAGCGAUGAUGCUAAUGUAA